AUGCAUUCGCGUUCGCUCGGCGAGGCAAGCAUCGGGAUGUGCACCAGUGUGUAUCGUGCUAUACAUGAAAGUCUGCAAAACGAUGAGGCUUUGACUGACAGUGAAAUUGUUCGGGCCAUCAACUCGUUCAAGGACAAAGAGGUUACUCUCGACAGUACUAUGGAAGAUUUGGUCAAGGAUGGCUGGAUUUCUUCUUAUGAACAGGAGCAAGCCUUUACAUAUACUAUUCUGAGGGAACUAAAGAUGGUCUGUAGCAUUGGCCCGUAUGCUAUAGUUGCUGAUGGUGUGCAUACGAAGCAACGAAAGAAGCUCGUGAAGCUGUACUGCGUCCAUAGAGUUCAACUCAAAGUUAGGUUCGGAAUGGAUCAUACGGAUAUCAGAACGCCAACAGGGAAGCCCAUGUACUUUGACUUGGGAGCAAAGUGUGCGUUGCCCAAGUUAUGUGAGGACUUCAAACGGGAAAAGCAUCUGAGGGACCGAGACCACGUCCAAGGGAAAACGUCGAAACCAGCUGAAGCGGUCAAAGUUACAUCAUAG
This is a messenger RNA of Cooperia oncophora, 537 nucleotides long. Lineage: Eukaryota; Metazoa; Nematoda; Chromadorea; Rhabditida; Trichostrongylidae. The record is from the annotation of a GenBank genome assembly.